Mesorhabditis spiculigera is the source of this 1515-nucleotide messenger RNA. The record is from the annotation of a GenBank genome assembly. Lineage: Eukaryota; Metazoa; Nematoda; Chromadorea; Rhabditida; Rhabditidae.
AUGCGCGUCGGAAGUGAAUUGCUGUGGAAGGCUCGAAGAGUUUUCUUCUUGGAUAUCAGGAGGAUGGCUUCGCAUAAGGUCCUAACGAGCGCUUCCAUCAAUCCAAAUGUGGUCACGAUGCAGUAUGCAGUUCGGGGACCGAUUGUGAUUCGGGCUAAUGAGCUCGAGAAGGAAUUGAAACAGGGAGCGAAGAAGCCAUUUACGACCGUGAUCAAGGCGAAUAUCGGUGAUGCUCAUGCUAUGGGACAACGGCCAAUCACUUUUAUUCGUCAGGUUCUCGCCUGUGUCAGUGACCCUUCGUUGAUGGAAGGCGAAGGUCCUCUCUCGUUCCCAGCUGAUGUCCUCGAUCAUGCGCGUGCUAUUUUGGAGGAUUGCGGCGGAAAAUCUACUGGUGCCUACAGUAACUCAACGGGUGUCGACAUUAUUCGCAAACAUGUGGCUGAAUAUAUCACUAAACGCGACGGCGGUAUUGCUUGUGAUCCCGAAAAUGUGAUUCUUUCUGGCGGGGCUUCGGAAAGCAUUCGAAAUGUCCUGAAGAUGUUUGUCAAUCGUGAUGCUAAAAAGAAGACUGGUGUGAUGAUCCCCAUCCCGCAGUAUCCGCUGUACUCGGCUUCGAUCGAGGAAUUCAACCUUGGCCAGGUCGGCUAUUUCCUGAAUGAAGAGGCUGGCUGGGCUCUUGACGAGAAAGAAUUGGAGCGUUCGUUGAAGGAGCACAGCGAGAAGUACGACAUCAAAGUCAUCUGCGUUAUCAACCCUGGAAAUCCUACUGGCCAGGUUUUGACGCGUGAGAACAUCGAGAUGAUUAUCCGUUUCGCGCAGAAGCACAACCUCUUCGUGUUGGCGGACGAGGUGUACCAGGAUAACGUUUAUGCCGAGGGCUCAAAGUUCCAUUCUUUCAAGAAGGUUGUUUCCGAAAUGGGCGCACCAUAUGACAAGAUCGAGCUCGCUUCUUUCCAUUCCGUUUCGAAGGGUUACAUGGGUGAAUGUGGGAUGCGAGGUGGCUACGUGGAGUUUAUGAAUUUGGACCCGGAGGUUUACGUGCUUUUCAAAAAGAUGAUUUCCGCCAAGCUAUGCUCUACCGUCCUUGGCCAGGCCGUCAUCGACACCGUCGUCAACCCACCAAAGCCCGGAGAACCGUCCUACGAUCUGUGGAAAAAGGAGCGAGAUGCUGUCUUGGCUUCAUUGAAGGAACGCGCGACUCUGGUCCGUGAGGCUUACGGCUCGAUCGAGGGUAUCACUUGCAACCCAGUACAAGGAGCCAUGUAUGCCUUCCCGCAAAUUCACCUGCCUGAGAAGGCCGUCAAGAAGGCCGAGUCCCUCGGACAGAAGCCAGAUUUCUUCUACGCAAUGCGCCUGCUCGAAGAGGCCGGCAUCUGCAUUGUCCCCGGAUCAGGCUUUGGUCAGAAAGAUGGCACCUAUCAUUUCCGAACCACCAUCCUCCCCCAACCCGUGCUAAUGAAGGAAAUGCUGGCGCGCUUCAAGGAGUUCCACACGAAAUUCAUGAACGAGUUUAAG